Paramuricea clavata is the source of this 1905-nucleotide messenger RNA. NCBI's taxonomy places the organism in Eukaryota, Metazoa, Cnidaria, Anthozoa, Malacalcyonacea, Plexauridae. The record is from the annotation of a GenBank genome assembly.
AUGGCGGCCGUUCGAGCACCAAAACAAUGGUCUCUCACAACGACUGAAACAAUAACUUCCAUAGAGGCUUGGGAGAACAAUUUAAAAUACAUCCUAUCCCUAGACCAUAAUUUUGCUUCGUUCCUCACCGCUGGUGCUACUUGGCUAAAGAAAACCAAUGCCUCUCCUCUCCGUGGUUUUACCGACGAUGAUGAGGACAUUCCCCAGAUUCAACGCCGUACCGCUGCGCAAAAGGUGACUCAUCUCGAAAUGAUGCUUGGCCAACUAGCUAACUAUGCUCCUGUUAUUUCUCGUAAUACGAUUGUACGAAAUUCGACCUCCAUCAGCGGUGUAUGGCAAGCCAUUCGACAACAUUACGGCCUGCAAUCUACUGGUUCCCGCUUCUUAGAUCUAGCUAAUAUCAAGGCCAAAUUAGACCAAAGGCCUGAAGACCUUUACCAAUGCUUGAUGUCCUUUGUUGAAGAUAAUUUAUUAACAGCAGCAGGCGGAAUAACUCAUCACGGAAUAACCCCAGAAGCUGAUGAAGAGCUAUCCCCCUCCCUCGAAAACUUUAUUGUAGUUACCUGGCUCCAACUCCUCCGCCCAGACCUUCCACGUCUGGUUAAGCAAAGGUACGGUACAGAGCUCCGUUGCCGAACACUGGCCUCUAUAAAGCCUGAGAUAUCUCAAGCCCUCGACUCUUUGUUAGAAGAACUACGCACCAGCGAAGAAGCCAAAGUUCUGCGCACAAUCCACCCAAGCUUUGGAAGACCACCCCGCAUCGACAACCGCCCACCUGCCUCCUACCGCCCAUACCCCACAAAGAGCAAAACGACAUACAAGCCUCGUUCAAAUAAAUCCUGUGCACUAUGCCUCCAAGCUGGCCGCCCCGACUAUCGCUCCCACUUUUUAAGUACCUGCCAAUACCUGCCUGACUCAGAUCGUCAGUUUAUGGCCCGAGCACGCCAUGUUACAGAUAUCGAAGAUACCCAAGAGUAUGAAGAUAAUCAUCCCGAUGACAAUUAUCCACCCUCUCAGAGUAAUUGUGACUGCGAUCAUCCCAUCAACCAUCGCUCAGCUACCUGCCGUGUAAAUAUUACACAAUCUCCAUAUCUCCACGUCUUCUACAAUCAACACCCGCUUCGCCUUACUAUUGAUACUGGUGCAGAGACCAACAUGAUAAAGGCCUCCCUUGCCCAUUACAUCGGUUGCCCAAUAUCCAAGAGUUCACAACUUGCGUUACAAGCUGAUGGUCGUACUCCGCUCUCUAUUGUUGGCGAAACCCGCCUGUCAUUGUCCCGUAAUGGCAAGACCCUUACCCUCGAGGCUCUUGUUGUAGAAGACCUUGAUGUUGAUAUCCUCGCCGGAACACCUUUUAUGACCUGCAACGACAUUGCUGUCCGACCCGCAAAGCAUGAAAUUAUCAUCGCUGGUUCUGACAUUGUACCCUAUGGGUCCCCCAAUAGUUCCUUCAAAUACCAUGUUGUCAGAUAUUGUCAUGUAUUGCGUGCACCUCCUACGAACACCACUAUUUGGCCUGGUGGUUUCCUUGAGGUUGAUAUCCCUAUUGACUUCCCACCCGAUACCCAACUUGCUGUUGAGCCCCGGGUCGAUUCUACUUCGUGUCAAUCAAUUAAGUCCUCCCAUGCAUGGCCCCAACCUGGUAUUCUUGAGUCUGUCGGCAGAAAGCUUAGACUUGUCAAUUGUUCCACCGAGCCGAUCUUUAUUAAAAAGAACGACCACAUAUGCCAGGCUCGCCUCGUUACAAGCAGCUCCCCUCCACAAACGCAAGUGCCUAGCUCACCAGACCUUGGACCCCCACCCCUACCACUCCACACUCCUGGAUAUCAUUUAGAGCAAGUUUCCGUAGAUCCUGACGGCAUUUUCUCACCUGACGAGAAGCGCGACACUCUCUCUCUCUCUUGA